AUGAUGAUCCUUACUAUUCUAUUUGUACACCCAACAGCCUAUGAGAGGAGAGUGUCAAACAGAAAUUCAAGCGCGUUGAAAUGCCGCUCCUCACUGUCUUUCUCUGAUGAUGACACUACAAAACCAACCUCGCUAUCUUUGCCCCAAGAGGGAAGGAGGGCACUCGUUGCUUCUCUCCUUUCUGCUGCUGUCGGAAUUUAUGUCUGUGAUGUGGCCGAGGCUGUUAGCACGAGUAGAAGAGCUCUUAGAGCAUCAAAAAUACCGGAGAGUGACUUCAAAAGCCUCUCCAAUGGUCUGAAGUACUAUGACUUUAAGGUCGGAGGUGGACCUAAGGCCGUGAAGGGAUCCCGGGUUGCAGUUCACUAUGUUGCCAAGUGGAAGGGAAUCACGUUUAUGACUAGUAGGCAAGGACUUGGUGUUGGAGGUGGAACGCCUUAUGGAUUUGAUGUGGGUCAAUCUGAGAGGGGAGCAGUCCUUAAAGGAUUAGAUCUUGGGGUUGAAGGCAUGCGUGUAGGAGGCCAGCGUCUGCUAAUAGUUCCUCCUGAGCUGGCAUAUGGUAGUAAGGGAGUGCAGGAAAUUCCUCCAAAUGCAACCAUAGAGCUGGAUGUUGAACUGCUGGCCAUCAAGCAAAGCCCAUUCGGGUCUUCCGUAAAAGUUAUUGAAGGUUAA
Dovyalis caffra is the source of this 669-nucleotide messenger RNA. NCBI's taxonomy places the organism in Eukaryota, Viridiplantae, Streptophyta, Magnoliopsida, Malpighiales, Salicaceae. The record is from the annotation of a GenBank genome assembly.